AUGCCAUCCAGUGGAUUACAGAUUUUCAACGCGGUCAAUAGGCCGCCCGAAACCCCGACGUGUGCCAAAUCAAGAGGGAUAACUCUAGCGUUCCUAUCCACGAGCGGCCAGCCAGGGGACGCAAACAUUGUCGUGCGCGUGUUCACAGAGACUCAAGACUCCGCCUACUUCACCGCGGAUGCCAAGAGGACGGUCAUGUGGGUGGUGGUGGGGGUGGUCAUAUCCCUAGGGGUCAUCUCGGCCGCGCUCCUUGUGAUGUUCGUCUUUUGCUGCUGCCGGAAGCGGCCGUUAAAACACGUGGGGCAGCUACACCGGGAUCCAUUUCCGAUUGAUGCUGAACAUCCAAUGACAGACAUCAAUGCAGAAGAAGUAUUCGCAGAACAAAUUGAAUCUAGAAGCCAACCCGAAGAGUUGCCUAGGGACACAACGUAUGAAAUCACGAACACUGAGGAAGAAUUGGGCGCAAUCGGAGGAGAAAGUAUCGAGUUCGAGACUCUUAGCGUAAAUGCGUCACAAAUUGUACACACUCUGGAUUAUGAAAAUGCUAGCUUUGCAAUAGAAAGUGAAACGUAGAUUUGAUUUCGAACAUUUUUAUGCAACACUCGGAUUAUUUGCAUGCUUCUUCUUUAAAAGCAUUAACGCCUUUAUUGUUGACAUUCAACUCAUAUUUUUGUGUAGUUGAUAUUGGGAUGACACGCUAAUGUUGCAAAAGCCGAGACUCGACCAAUGCACUGAAGAACCAGUCUGACAUGUCCAGGGGUGUUUCAGUGUACUUUGUUUAUGGAAUGACAUGCAGAAAUAUAACCCAUUUAUUACUAGUAGACUCUCCCAUCCUUCUAAAUUGGAUCGAUUUAUUUCCAAAAUUAGGGCUGUAUAGUAUAUUUAUUUCUAUAUUUAAAAUAUGUCUUACAGAAAUUCCUUUAAGAAAA
This is a messenger RNA of Dreissena polymorpha, 929 nucleotides long. RefSeq lists its product as uncharacterized. The record is from RefSeq and is a predicted model, not a curated record. The transcript has 4 exons. Bases 1 to 573 code for a protein of 190 amino acids. Lineage: Eukaryota; Metazoa; Mollusca; Bivalvia; Myida; Dreissenidae.